AUGACCGGAACAUUGACAACACAUAAUAAGUUGACUUCAGUUAUAAUGGCUACAAAAGCCACAACAAUCAAAGAGGCAAUCAAGCGAUGGGAAGAAAAAACUGGCCAAAAUGCGAGUCAGGCCACUGAAGUUUGUUUAACUUUUCAGUGGCCACCUAUCGAAAAGAUGGACAACACUCUGUCAUGCCUUGUGAAUUGCGAGAAACUAAGUUUAUCAACGAAUAUGAUUGAGAAAGUAACGGGAUUGAAUAGUUUAAAGAAAUUGAGGAUUUUAUCGCUCGGUAGGAAUUAUAUCAAAUCGUUCUCGGGAAUGGAAUCACUCGGAGACACGCUGGAGGAAUUAUGGAUUUCAUACAAUUUAGUUGAAAAAUUGAAGGGGAUCAACGUGUUGAGAAAUUUGAAAGUUUUAUACAUGAGCAACAAUUUAGUUAAAGAAUGGAGCGAAUUCAAUAAAUUACAGGAAUUGCCGAACCUCGAAGACCUGCUCUUCGUCGGUAAUACCCUUUACGAUGGAUGUGAACUAGAGGUAUGGAGGUCGGAAGCGGCGAGACGGUUACCAGCACUCAAAAAGCUCGAUGGAGAAACUGUAUUGAGAGAAGAUGAACCGCCCCUAACGGUUGCUGAUUUGGAGCCCGAUGGAGGAGAUGCAGUUGAAACUCUUGUAAGUGCAGAAACAAAUGAUUAGAAGUUAUAUAAUAAAUUGUUAAGAUA
This is a messenger RNA of Melitaea cinxia (Glanville fritillary), 710 nucleotides long. RefSeq names its product dynein axonemal light chain 1-like. Gene Ontology annotation, molecular function: protein kinase binding. The transcript is spliced from 6 exons. The record is from RefSeq and is a predicted model, not a curated record. NCBI's taxonomy places the organism in Eukaryota, Metazoa, Arthropoda, Insecta, Lepidoptera, Nymphalidae. The coding region runs from base 1 to 684 and encodes 227 amino acids. Gene Ontology annotation, cellular component: cytoplasm.